Molecule: messenger RNA, 3294 nt
Organism: Amphimedon queenslandica
Lineage: Eukaryota; Metazoa; Porifera; Demospongiae; Haplosclerida; Niphatidae
Exons: 10
Coding region: 1-3165 (1054 amino acids)
Biological process (GO): signal transduction
Molecular function (GO): protein binding
Source: RefSeq, a predicted model, not a curated record
AUGAAAAAAUUUGAAGCUGAAAGUGGCAGUUUUUGUAAAUUAGCAUCAAAGCUGAUGCUUGUCAUUGGCAUUCUUGGAACAACAAUAAUGCUCAUUGCAGCCAUCAAUAUUUACUUUAUUACAACUGGGAAAGACACUGACUUGCAUUCUAUUGAAAUUGGUGAUAAACUUGACCAGAGCUCUGCACUAGUAACUGUUAAUUCACCUGCAUCAUCAUCAGUAACAUUCUCUUCAAAUGAAAAACCUUACACCAUCCUGUUUUCUGACAAUAUUCCAUUAACUGUCACAAAUUAUCUUCCACCCCAACAAAUUUUCUUGAUGUCACAGCUAUCGUCAGGUGCUGAAUACAGAGACUUCAAUUAUUUUGGGAGUAAUGAGCCUAUUUAUUUGCUCUCAGGAUCUUUAAUCACGUACGACUUAACAAUAAGUUCGAUGAAAAUGAUCAAUGCUACAUAUUUAGCUUGUCUCUAUCUUUUCGCAAACAGAACACAACACGACAACUUUAUAAUGUAUAAUAGCAGUGUGGAGUAUGAUGAUUCUUAUUGUUUUAUGUCAGCAGUCACACCAGGAGCUACAACUGCAUCACAUUCUUUCAAUAUUAUAAAAGCUGGGCAGUACUAUGUGGGUAUGGAAUUGCAGAGUGGUAUUAGUAUACAAGCAAAUGCUUCUGUUUUGCAAGUAUAUUAUAAUACUGCUGGGUUUCAACAAAUUAACUGCAGUGCAACAUUUACCUGCUCAUUUGACGUAUGCAAUACAUUUAUUUGCAAUCAAAAGGCAACCACUUAUUUUCUUGUCAAACCAUCAAACAAAAUUAUUAUUUUCUAUUUUUCUACAAGUCCACAACUAAAUGGAUCAAUAUAUGGUGGUUUUAUUACAAUUGUUGUUUUAGGGAGCUUAUGCUGCUGUUUCAACUUUAUCUGGUUCUGUUGUUUUUUUUAUUGUAGAUCUGGUAGAUUUAAUUCUACUCACAAGUAUGAUUUAUUGGAACCAGCAAGAACCAAGGAAUCAAAAAAUACAAAAGACCAAUCAUUUUCAUUAAAGUCUAACUCUGAUAAUUUUGGACCAGAACUACAUUGGCCAAAAUCUAAACUUGAAGAGUCAUUUAAUAGUACUCAUGAUGCAACAUUUGGUGGCAUUGUGCAGGCACAUUUUGACCCUCAACAUUUACCAAAUUUACCUAGAAUUGCUUUUAAAGAUCAUAAAUCUAUUCAAUCUAGUUCAACCAAAACACAACUUAAAUCUGAAACCUCUUCACAUUUAGAUCUUGUUGAUGUUGAUGCCUACCAAUCCCAUAGUACUGUAGUAGAAACAUACCAAUUGUCAGAUGCAUGUCAAUUUCAUAUACCGGUUUCUGAAAGAGAAAAACCUUCAUUUGAAAAUUAUUCAGAUGUAUUACUGCCACCUCAAACAAAUGGUGAACAAUUAAUUGGUGGUAAGCAAACUUGUAACUCAUCAUUAACAGAAAAAUUACUUAAAAAUAUAAAAAAUGCAUUUGGUGAGGUGUAUAUGCUAUCAUUAGACAGUAGUGGUCUAGUGUAUCACUGUAAUCAGUAUGGAGUGACUCUCAUUAUUCCAGAGGGAGCAGUAAAAGAGUCAACUACUGUAUGGUUUGGAGCAUGUCUGUUGAGUGACAAGUUUAAGUUUGGUGAUUAUGUACCAGUCACUCCUAUUGUAUGGGUACACAUUGACAGAAAGCUGGAUAAAAGUGCAGAACUGUACAUUCCUCAUGAUGUUAUCAUUUCCAGUGAAAGCAAUUUACAGCAGUUCGCUAUACUAACAGCUCAUGAUGACUGCUCUGAUGUAAUAAGUUUCCAAAAAAAUUAUAUGCCACAACUUCAACUUGAAUCUGGCUUCCAAAUUUUUAAAAUUUUGUCACCUCAUUUUUGUUCUAAUUGUGUUGCUGUUCAAAAUAGAGUUUACCAAGCCAUAUCCAAAAGAUAUUUAAUAGCAAGAGCUGAUAAGAAAAUUGGCAGCAGAAAACUAUUGGUCCAAUUUAUCUUUUUAUGCCAACUACAAGGCUGCAGAAAGGUUGUUGAAGAUCAGUGUGAUAAGGAAGAAUUUAGAAUUAUAUCUUGGAAACCAGUCACAUUUACGGGUGAUGGUCAAGUAUCACUAUCUUUUGAGCCACAUAUUGUCCCUGGUUGGAAAAGAGAAGAAGUUGGAAUCUCUCAAGACUAUAUUUCUGUUGAAGAUAUUGAUUAUUAUAAAAUGAUGGGUUGUGAAAAUGAUGCAGAAGUGACUGAAGAUGAACUUGAGCGGCUUAAGAUAUUAGAAGACCUUCUUUCUUAUCCUCCUCGUUUCAAGAUAGAAUUUAUAUCAGAUGCAGUAGUAGAAAAAAGUCAAAAGGUGAUAGUUCGAUUCAAUCAAGUUCACCCUCCAGUAAAAAGCACAGUCCUGUUAGAAGGUUCUAUAGACUUACCUCCUUCCCCAUCUCUAUCUGCAACUAGUAUUGAUUUAAUUUCAAAUGCAAAUGAUUCAUUACUGGGAGAUUGUCUUUGUAUUAUUGCAAGUGAAAAAGAUAUAAGAGAAAAAUGGUUUGAAUUUGGAUAUAAAUUGAAUCUUACUGUUGGUCAGCUUGAAGAAAUUGAACAGACAAGUGUUGAUCCCAUUCAACGUACUAGAAAAGUUGUAAUUCAUUGGAGGGAUCAGAAUAGAUCAGAAUCAUGGGAACCUUUUGCUGCAGCUCUUGCCAAGAUUGGGUUUAAAGAUUUAGCACAUAAAGUUAAAGAUCACUUUGAUUCUCCUCCCGCACUUGAAUCAGAACCUGAAGUUAAUAAAGAUCACUAUAAGGGAGUUUAUUGUAAUCUUUGUAAAGAAUAUCAUCUUAAACCUGAAGACAUUCAACAAGAAAUACCAAAUGUUGGCUUUCCUCCUGAUAUGGUUAAUCUGACAAACUUGGUAGCAGCUAAGAUUCCAGACCAGUUUUAUCAAUUUGGAACAGCAGUUCGUAUAAAUGAUGGUUUCUUAAAGAGCCUCUAUGAUACUUAUCAUAAUCCCAUGGAUAGAUUCAUUACAAUUUUCAAUAGAUGGAAAGACAAUGAUCCUGACACUUACACAUGGAGUACUGUCAUUAAGGUGCUUGAGUCUGAUGCUAUUGGAGCUCAUGCAGUAGCUCAAGAUGUUAAGAAGCAUCUUAUUGCUAUUGCAGAGGCGGCUGAGCAUUAGUCCUCCAAACUAAUGCAUAUACACUAAUUUUAUUAUUUUUAUUAUUGUUUCCUAUUAUGAAUUCAUUGAUUGUGUAUUUAUGUUCUACUUUUAUGUUGAUGACAUCAGCUGUUUAGAUUUGAUACAUGU